Messenger RNA from Prosopis cineraria, 3734 nucleotides. RefSeq names its product importin subunit beta-1-like. Lineage: Eukaryota; Viridiplantae; Streptophyta; Magnoliopsida; Fabales; Fabaceae. Gene Ontology annotation, molecular function: small GTPase binding; nuclear import signal receptor activity. The transcript is spliced from 3 exons. Gene Ontology annotation, cellular component: nucleus; cytoplasm. Gene Ontology annotation, biological process: protein import into nucleus. The record is from RefSeq and is a predicted model, not a curated record. Bases 166 to 2781 code for a protein of 871 amino acids.
UAGGUUUUGUUUAAUUCGAAUCCAGCGCGUCUGGAUGUAACCGCUCUUGUUUUGUUCUGCUUCUUCUUCUCUACUCUGUCACUCUCCCUUCGCCUUUGUUUCCGUCUGCAGAUCGGUCACGCGGUGGCCUCCGAUUCACGUAAUCAUUCAAUUCUGAGGUACACCAUGGCCAUGGAAGUUACGCAGGUUCUUUUGAAUGCUCAAUCUAUUGAUGGGAACGUGAGGAAGCACGCUGAAGAAAACUUGAAACAAUUCCAGGAGCAAAACUUCCCCAGUUUCUUGCUUUCUCUCUCUGGGGAAUUGGCAAGUGAUGACAAACCAGCUGAUAGCCGAAAGUUGGCAGGUCUGAUACUAAAAAAUUCGCUGGAUGCUAAGGAUGAAAGCAGAAAAAGUGAGCUGGUUCAAAGAUGGUUGUUGUUGGAUCCUUCAGCAAAGACCCAGAUAAAGUCAUGCCUGCUGCAAACUCUCUCUUCUCUUGCAGUUGAUGCACGAUCUACUGCGUCUCAAGUGAUUGCUAAAAUUGCAGGGAUUGAGCUUCCUCAGAAACAGUGGCCUGAACUGGUAGGCUCACUUUUAUCAAACAUUCAUCAAAUACCUGCUCAUGUCAAGCAAGCAACCUUGGAGACUCUAGGGUAUUUGUGUGAGGAAAUUUCUCCUCAGGUUUUAGAUCAAGACCAAGUAAAUAAAAUACUUACAGCAGUAGUUCAAGGUAUGAAUGUACCUGAUGGGAACAAUGAUGUCAGGCUUGCUGCUACGAGGGCAUUAUACAAUGCUCUAGGAUUUGCUCAAGCUAAUUUUAGCAAUGAUAUGGAGCGUGAUUAUAUUAUGAGAGUUGUCUGCGAGACAACUAUGUCUCCUGAAGUGAAAAUACGACAGGCUGCUUUUGAGUGCUUGGUCUCAAUUGCAUCGAUGUAUUACGAGAAAUUAUCUCCUUACAUCCAGGAUAUUUUCAACAUCACAGCAAAGGCUGUUAGGGGUGAUGAAGAGCCUGUUGCGCUUCAGGCCAUUGAGUUUUGGAGUACAAUUUGUGAUGAGGAGACAGAUAUCUUGGAAGAAUAUGGGGGUGAUUCAACUGGGGACUCUGAUCUAGCUUGUUUUUAUUUUAUCAGGCAAGCUCUUCCUGCACUUGUCCCCUUGCUUUUGGAAACACUACUUAAACAAGAGGAGGAUCAGGAUCUGGAUGAAGGUGCCUGGAAUAUUGCAAUGGCAGGUGGCACGUGCCUUGGUUUAGUUGCACGCACAGUAGGAGAUGAUGUUGUGCCUCUUGUAAUGCCCUUCAUUGAGGAGAAUAUUACAAAACCGGAUUGGAGACAGAGGGAAGCAGCCACUUAUGCAUUUGGCUCGAUCUUGGAUGGUCCUUCGCCGGACAAACUAGCAUCUCUUGUCAAUGUUGCUUUACCAUUUAUGCUCAGUGCAUUGAUGAAGGACCCAAAUAAUCAUGUGAAGGAUACCACUGCUUGGACACUAGGACGGAUGUUUGAAUUUCUCCACAGUUCAAUUGUUGGCACACCACUUAUUAAUGAAGGAAAUUGCCAACAGAUUAUCACAGUUCUGCUCCAGAGCAUGAAGGAUGCUCCCAAUGUUGCUGAGAAAGCUUGCGGAGCUCUUUAUUUUCUUGCCCAGGGUUAUGAGGAUGUGCAAGCAGCUUCUCCUCUGACUCCCUUUUCCCAGGAAAUAGUUCAAUCUCUUCUCUCUGUUACACACAGAGAAGAUGCAACAGAAUCGCGAUUGAGGACUGCUGCAUAUGAAACUUUGAACGAAGUAGUGAGGUGUUCAACUGAUGAAACAGCUUCCUUGGUGUUACAACUGGUUCCUGUCAUUAUGAUGGAGCUGCACAAGUCUUUUGAAGGGCAGAAUCUUUCAUCUGAUGAAAGAGAAAAGCAGAGUGAUUUGCAGGGGCUUCUUUGCGGAUGCUUGCAGGUAAUUAUUCAGAAGCUCGGUUCAUUAGAGGCUACCAAAUCUGCCUUCAUGCAGUAUGCUGAUCAAAUUAUGGGGCUAUUUUUGAGGGUUUUUGCUAUUAGAAAUGCCACUGCACAUGAGGAGGCCAUGCUUGCCAUUGGAGCCCUUGCGUAUGCAACAGGCCCUGAUUUUGCAAAAUACAUGCCAGAAUUCUACAAGUAUCUGGAGAUGGCUCUUCAGAAUUUUGAGGAGUACCAAGUUUGCGCAGUCACUGUUGGUGUGGUGGGGGACAUAUGCAGGGCAUUAGAAGAUAAAAUACUUCCUUAUUGUGAUGGGAUUAUGACACAACUUCUAAAGGAUUUGUCAAGUGAUAAUUUGCACCGCUCUGUGAAGCCCCCAUUGUUCUCAUGCAUUGGUGAUAUAGCUCUUGCUAUAGGAGAUAAUUUUUAUAAAUACUUGAUGUAUGCAAUGAACACACUUCAGCUUGCUGCAGAGACGUAUGCACACGCAUCAGGUUUUGAUGAUGAAAUGACAGAGUACAUCAAUUCUUUAAGAAAUGGCAUAUUGGAGGCAUAUUCUGGAAUUUUUCAAGGUUUUAAAAAUUCAUCCAAGACCCAGCUCUUGAUUCCUUAUGCACCUCACAUCCUCCAGUUCUUGGAUAGCAUCUACAUGGAAAAAGACAUGGAUGAAGUGGUUAUGAAAACCGCAAUUGGGGUCCUUGGAGAUUUGGCUGAUACACUUGGAAGUAAUGCAGGUUCUUUGAUACAGCAGUCAUUGUCAAGCAAAGAAUUUUUAAAUGAAUGUUUGACCUCUGAAGACCAUUUGAUUAAAGAAUCUGCUGAGUGGGCCAAGUUGGCCAUCAAUCGUGCGAUAUCUGUUUGAGGUUCAUCUGAAUUAGCGCAUUCUUUAUCAUCUUAAAAUACCUGCAUGCAUUUGGGUGUGUCGGGGUGGGUCUGGGAUUGCAUGUGUCAAGUCAUCACAUUCAGGCAACAGAAGCUAUCAGUCUGACAGUCUUCAAGUUGUCACUAACUCUUGCAUCAUCACCAAUGCAUCACUGACUUUUGCAUGAGCAUCAAGUCUGGUUCAGAUAAGAGGAAGAAGAGAGAGAUGAGUUUGCAAAUUUGGGUGGAGUCUUCAUGCAGAGUUGUCGACUUCAUGGUUGAGUGGAGGUAGCUUUUCUUGGAUUAACACAGAUCAGGCACCUCUGGAGUCAUACAUUGAGUCUUGAUUGUCAGAAGAUAAACCCAUUAUAACCUAAAAAACGUUUACUCUCAAGCUGGUUGUCGGUUAUCAGCAUGGAUGAGUUCACUGGGCUAAUACGAUUUCUCUUUCAGUACCGUCCAAGCGCUGUGUCGAGGGACUUAUUCUUCCUUUUCAUUGAAGUUACCCCCUGGCUCUGUUGCUUAUCACCAUCACUGGGCUGUUUUUCAUCCAUGGAUUUUCCCUCCAUACUUGUGUCCUUGGGUUGGGGUCUUUGGGCAUUACUGACACGGGUUGGGAUUUUUUAUCUUUUUUUGGGGGACAGGGUUGGGAUGAUUACAUUCUGGUAGCAUCAUGCGUUUCUUUAUUUUUAUUUUUUUUGGUCUGUAAUUUGUUUUAGGUGGGAAAAAAAAUCAUGUUUUUAUGGAAUCAUCAACUGUGCCUUGAUAUCAUUUUAUACUUGUGGGCUUUGUGUUGCUUGUGAAACGUGGAUGUAAUCAAAUCUCGGUUAACGUACCUACAGAAUCAUGCUUAAAAUCGUCAGAUGUUCUGACGGUGCUAAAGGGACCAACAAAGUGUGGUUUGGUGUUUCGGUUUUUGGAAUACAGUUAUCCUCUCUGGCUCGGUCUUUGUUA